CAAGAUUGUAGCUAUAUUUAUUCAACGUCACGUUUAUAAGCUCGCAUUUUAAUUCUAUGUUUAUUUAUCAUAUCUUACUCAGAUCUCAGAAAUCCUCAAGUUUCUAUAGGGUUCGCGGAUAUUACCAGCAAAGAUGUCGAAGGGAAAUUGGGAGGAGCUCGCUGCUAAGAAGCGCGAGCAGUUGGAGAAGUCCAUCCCAGACGAGUGGCGCGUACCGAGCGAGCUCCUACCGCCCGCAGACCAGGACGAUGUCACCAGCUUCCCGAACGAGUCAAAAUGGUUUACAGCGGAGGAACUCGCCAUCACGAACCAGUCGGCAGUUGAGCUAAUCCCCAAGCUCGCGUCCGGUGAACUCAAGUCCGAGACCGUAACCCGAGCCUUCUGCAAGCGCGCCGUCGCCGCCCACCAGCUCACAAACUGCCUCUCAGAAACCUGUUUCGAGCGCGCCCUCACGACCGCCAAGGCACUGGACGAGCACCUCGCUAAGACAGGAAAACCAGUCGGGCCUCUCCACGGGCUUCCCAUUUCGCUGAAAGACAACUUCAACCUGAAAGGGCUAGACGCAACCGUCGGCUUCGCAUCACACGUAGGCGACCCAGCACCCUACGACGCCGUGCUAGCAGACCUCCUCCAAACCGCCGGCGCCGUCUUCUACGUGAAGACGAACGUGCCAACCGCAAUGAUGAUCGCAGAGAGCGUAAACAACGUCUUCGGACGAACCGUGAACCCACGGAACCGCAAACUAACCAGCGGCGGCAGUUCCGGGGGCGAGAGCGCACUGAUCGCAUUCAAAGGCAGCCCCCUGGGCGUCGGCACCGACAUCGGCGGGUCCCUGCGCAUCCCCGCGGCCUGCACCGGCAUCUUCACACUCCGACCUAGCUUUGGCCGCUUUCCCACCCUGCGCUGCCGCUCCGGCAUGCCCGGGCAGGAGGCCGUGCAGUCCGUCAACGGGCCGCUGACCCGCACGAUCGGGGACCUCGAGUUCUACAGCAAAACGGUCGUCGACGCCGCGCCGUGGCGUCUCGACCCGCGAUGUCUGCCAAUUCCCUGGCGUAGCGUGGCGCUGCCUUCGAAGCUAAAGCUGGCCGUAAUGUGGGACGACGGGAUGGCUCUGCCUACACCGCCUGUGACACGAGCGUUAAAGCACGCCGUAGCGAAGCUCGAAGCCGCAGGCCACGAGAUCGUGGAUUGGUCGUCGCGGGACCAAGCAGAGGGGCAGGCGCUGCUGAACCGCAUGUUUGUGGCGGACGGGGGGAAGGCGAUUAUGAGGGAGCUGGCUCGCACGGGGGAGCCAUUGAGGCCGGAGAUGGCGAUGUACGGGACUGCGAGGGAGCUCAGCGGUUUCGAGUACUGGCAGCUACAUAUGGAUCGCCAGGCGUACCAGAAACGGUACCUUGAUCGGUGGUUGGCUGCGGGGAUUGAUGCGAUUUUGUGUCCUACGACUCCGUAUAGUAGUGUGGAGAAUGGGAAAUUCGAGCAUGUUGGCUACACGGGCGUCUACAACGUGUUGGAUUACUCCUGCAUCUCCUUCCCCACCGGCAUCAAUGCCGAUAAAUCCAUCGAUGUCGCGCUGGGUGAAACGUACAAACCACUUUCAGAUCUAGAUAAGGGCAUCCAAGCUAAUUACAAUCCCGACGCUGUUCACGGAAUGCCCAUAAGUCUGCAGAUAAUAGCGCAGAGACUAGAGGAAGAGAAAUGUGUAGCGAUGUGCAAAGAAGUCUUGGGCGCAUUCGCUGUAUAGAUUUUAGAUCUGGUUUAGCUAAAGAUUAGACGAGUCAAGGAAUCUAGACGAGAAGCCCAAAUAGAUCAAUAUUAAUGCCGUU
Molecule: messenger RNA, 1823 nt
Organism: Annulohypoxylon maeteangense
Lineage: Eukaryota; Fungi; Ascomycota; Sordariomycetes; Xylariales; Hypoxylaceae
Product: amidase
Exons: 3
Coding region: 134-1741 (535 amino acids)
Source: RefSeq, a predicted model, not a curated record